Enhydra lutris kenyoni (northern sea otter) is the source of this 1178-nucleotide messenger RNA. RefSeq names its product zinc finger protein 114. The transcript is spliced from 2 exons. Lineage: Eukaryota; Metazoa; Chordata; Mammalia; Carnivora; Mustelidae. The record is from RefSeq and is a predicted model, not a curated record. Bases 126 to 1163 code for a protein of 345 amino acids.
AACGGUGCCCCCAAAUGGGUGUGUUGUUCUAGGACCCUGUGACCUUCACAGACGUGGCCGUGAAUUUCACCAGGGAGGAGUGGGCCCUCCUGGACUCCGGGCAAAGAAUUCUCUAUAGAGACGUGAUGCUGGAAAACUGCAGGAACCUGGCCUCUCUGGAUUUGCUAACGCAACAUCAAACCAAAAACUCAACCCCUCAGCCGGACAUUCUUGCUAAAAAGACACCUGUUGAAGCAAAGAGAGUGUGCACUGUGAGCCAUGCUUGCCGGCCGUCCCAAUUGGGAGAAGACUGGAAAUGCCACAAAACAGAUGAACCACUCAUGCAAAGGGAGCAAAAGUUGAAGCAAGUUGCCACUGUACACGAUAAAGAUGAGUCUCCGGUUAGAAUCCAUGACUCUCAUGAUAUGAGGGACGACUCUCUGCCUAGCUCAUGGAGAGAUUCUACAGGAAACCGUAUCCAGAAACAUGGCUCAGAUAUUCUGAAACAAAAUCUUGUCCUAACCAGUCAUCAAAAGAUCUACAGAAACAACAAAAAUGAUAGAGUCUUGCAGCAGAGUGUUGAGACGACCCCAUCUGUAGGACAUCAGAUGGAGCCAGAGUCCAAAAUAUGGACUGACCGUCAGAACAAUGUGCUUCAGACAUAUAAUAAUGUCUGCAGGGGGGUGGACAUCCAUGAAUGGGAUCCAUUUGGAAAAACCUUUGAGGAAGACAUUUCCCUUAGGUUAUGCAAGACUCCCAUGAAGGAGAAGACUUACGAGUCUAAUCCAUGUGAAAUCACCUUCCAAAAUAGCUCAACCCAUGAUGUGCAGAGGCAACUCGAUACGGCAGAGGCAAAUCAUGAGAAGAAUCAAGGUGAGAAAACCUCUGUCCAUAUUGCAAAUUCUGACUCACACAGGAAGACUAAGACCAGAGAGGGGAGAUAUAUAUGUCAAGAUUGUAGGAAAAGUUACGUGCAUCUGUCAUUCCUUAUGAAACACAUGGAAAUUCACACCGGAGAGAAACCUUAUGAAUGCAAGACCUGUGGGAAAGCCUUUAGAUAUACCUUACACCUUAACAAACACUUAAAAAAGCACAUUAGGAAGAAGCCCUAUAAAUGUGAGGAAUGUGGGAAAGCCUUCACCAAUUCUCACAGAUUUAAAAACCAUCUGAAAAUUCACAGUUGAGGGAUGCCUGGUCAG